AUGGCUGCACAACUUCGCGAAUUGGCUCAGAACCCGCCCCAAGAUGCCAACGAAAGACGCGAGCUUCACGAAGCAGCAAGGCUGUUAUAUAUGUCUCUCGAGACACCAUUCGAUGCAAUGCAUCGGCUGUUCUGGAGCAUAUAUCAGCUUCCGGCAACUCAGAUAGGCGUGGAUAUGGGAUUGUUCAGAACUUUAGCAGAAGAUGCAAGGGUAGAGUGGACGCUCGCCGAUCUUUCCACUCGUCUCAAGGUGGACCGAACCCUGCUCUACCGAGUCCUCAGAUACCUCGCAUCCUUUGGCCUAGUCAGCGAGUCAACGGAUGGCACUUAUCAUGCCAACAGUACGACGCAAUGGCUCUCCACGCCAGGAGCGGAGGGAGGCACAAAACAUUACCUAAAAACGAUAUCUCCAGUCGCCCACGCAUUGCCAGAGACACUCAGACAGCAGGGCUAUCAGAAUCCAACUAACCACCUCGAUACCGCAUUCCAAAAAGCUCACAAUACGGAAGUAUCGGCUUAUAGUUGGACACCUUCCGAUCCAACUGUGAUCCCGGCCUUCCUAGAGUUCAUGAAGUCUCAGAGAGCGAGCCAACGAAGUUGGACGGAGAAGUUUCCACUCGAAACGUUGCGGCUUUCGCAAAGCGAUUUGGAAGCCAAUCGCGUUGUUUUCGUCGACGUUGGCGGUGCUUCUGGAUAUCAGUGCGUCUCUCUAAGGCAAAGCCAUCCUGAGCUAUCCGGGCGAAUCGUCGUUCAAGAUCAAGAACCGGUCAUCGCUCGAGCGAACGAAGCUGAGCUUAAGAAGCAUCAAAUCGAAAGCAUGGCCCAUAACUUCUUCCAGCCCCAACCCAUCAAACUGGCAAAGGCCUACUAUCUGCGGAACAUCAUGCACGAUUGGCCAGAUGCCAAAUGUGUCGAGAUCCUGAGACAACUGCGAGACGCCAUGGCCGAGGACUCUGUCAUACUCAUUGACGAAAACGUCCUGCCAGAUGUCGGAGCGUCCUGGAAGCAGGCACAAAAGGACAUGCAAAUGAUAUCUGUCCUCGCAGCCGUCGAGCGCAGCGUCUCAGAGUGGCACCACCUCCUGAAAUCUGCAGGACUCAAAGUGAAGAAGAUCCACACCUACGACGAAGACAUCGGAGACAGCGUCAUCGAGGCGGCGCUGGCAUGA
Molecule: messenger RNA, 1167 nt
Organism: Zasmidium cellare ATCC 36951
Lineage: Eukaryota; Fungi; Ascomycota; Dothideomycetes; Mycosphaerellales; Mycosphaerellaceae
Exons: 3
Coding region: 1-1167 (388 amino acids)
Molecular function (GO): O-methyltransferase activity
Source: RefSeq, a predicted model, not a curated record